This is a messenger RNA of Ostreobium quekettii, 1215 nucleotides long. The record is from the annotation of a GenBank genome assembly. NCBI's taxonomy places the organism in Eukaryota, Viridiplantae, Chlorophyta, Ulvophyceae, Bryopsidales, Ostreobiaceae.
AUGGGCACCGGCGGGCGGGGCCGGGGGGCGAGCUCGCGUGGCGCGCCCGCCCAAGCCGGAUCGCCGCCGAUCUCCGAGUGUCACCUAUCGACGAACACCGGGUGGCGAAUGGGCGCCCGUCCGAGGGAAGGAAGCGAGGGAGGGCCGAGCGCCGGCCGGAGCUGGAUCCGCGGCGCGGCGCCGGCGUGGUUCCUUGUGGCCUGCAUCACUGCGGCGCUGUUGGGCUGCGUCGUUCUGGGCGGGCCGGGCUGCGCCAGCUGCUGGUCGGCCUGCGCCGUAUGCGGCGGAGGGAUGGGCGAGAUCCUGCUGCUGCUGCUGCUGCUGCUAGACUGUGCGCUGCUGUGGCGGCUGCGGCGGGGGCCCCGGUGCCAGUGGCUGGCCCAGUGGGUGCGGGCGCUGCGGAUGUGUAAGCUCUUCCCUCUGCGGCGCGCCGACACGGCUGGGAAGGGCUGCGGCACCCCCCGAAGGGCGACAACGCGCUCGCCGGUCCUCGCACCCGUGUUGGUCGCGCAUCAGAGCGCCCUCCAGUUCGCACUUCCAUUGAGGAGAGCACUUGGACCUGCCCUGGCAGCUGUCGAUCUGACAAGUGUCGGUGUUGCGGAGGCCUGGAGCGCCUUCCUGACGGUGGUUAUCGCCAUCCUCAUGCCGCAGGGAGCGGCUCCUCAAGAGUGGUGCCGGUCAGCGUUGUCACUGGGGUGGUCAAUGCAGCAAGACAGAUUGGCGCCUGUGGAAGGGAGUAGUGUUGGGAUUGCAGCGCGUGGCAGGGGCAAUGUCAGUGGAGGUGAACUUGGCGGCUGUUUGAGAUGUUGGCUGCUGAAGAGCCCGGCGUGGUCAAGAUUGCCUUUGCGCCUGCCAGUGGUGAUAAUGAAUGUGCCAGGAAUCAAGAAGCGAAAGAACAAAGUUGCAAAGGCGUCUGCGUCAGUGGUUGGGGUUGUUGGUAUUGUUAGUAACGCAGAGGCAGAAUUGGGAUGUGGGGAAAUGAGUGUGUCACAGUUGAGAGGUCAGUGUUAUGCUAAUGUUGUGUCACUCAGAUUAGGGUGGAGUAUGGUAGUAAGGUACCUGCAGGCGGCUGGGCCCAAGCUUCCAAGUGCCCUGGACCUGACCUGGCUGUUCUCCACAAGGCAUUUGGGAGCAGCUGUGAUGGAUCCAACAAACCCCCAAACAUUCAUGCAAGUCAUCAGCAUCAAGGUGUGGAGCAUGCUUUCUGUGCCAUGA